Messenger RNA from Vombatus ursinus (common wombat), 1322 nucleotides. It is a transcript of the gene SGCG, whose product is annotated as sarcoglycan gamma. Gene Ontology annotation, cellular component: sarcolemma; sarcoglycan complex. Bases 87 to 971 code for a protein of 294 amino acids. The transcript has 8 exons. Lineage: Eukaryota; Metazoa; Chordata; Mammalia; Diprotodontia; Vombatidae. Gene Ontology annotation, biological process: cardiac muscle tissue development; heart contraction. The record is from RefSeq and is a predicted model, not a curated record.
GGAAAAGUUUCAGACAUUCUGUCUUUGGUUGAAAUCAAGUUGGUUAUACUUAUUUCACGAGAGUGCUUUUUAACAUAUAUAAGCAGAUGGUACGUGAACAGUACACUACAACAACGCAAGGCACGAGCCUAGAGAGGCCAGAAAACCAGUAUGUCUACAAAAUUGGCAUUUAUGGCUGGAGGAAGCGCUGCCUCUACCUCUUUGUCCUUCUUCUACUUAUCAUCCUAGUUGUGAAUUUUGCUCUGACAAUUUGGAUUCUUAAAGUCAUGUGGUUUUCUCCAACUGGAAUGGGGCAUCUGCGUGUUACAAAAGAUGGUCUCCGUCUGGAAGGGGAGUCUGAAUUUUUAUUCCCACUGUAUGCCAAAGAAAUUCACUCCAGGCUGGAUUCAUCUCUACUUCUACAAUCUACACAAAACGUGACUGUCAAUGCUCGAAAUUCAGAAGGAAAGGUCACAGGCAGAUUAAAAGUUGGUCCCAAAAUGGUAGAAGUCCACAGUCAGCAAUUCCAGAUCAACUCCAAGGAUGGCCGGCCUCUGUUUACAGUCGAUGAAAAGGAAGUUGUGGUUGGGACAGAUAAACUUCGAGUAACAGGGCCUGAAGGAGCUCUUUUUGAGCACUCAGUAGAAACACCACUUGUCAGAGCAGACCCAUUUCAAGACCUCAGGCUUGAAUCUCCCACGAGGAGCCUAAGUAUGGAUGCACCAAGAGGGGUCCAUAUUAAAGCAAAUUCUGGGAAGAUUGAAGCUCUCUCUCAAAUGGACAUCAAAUUACACAGUAGUGAUGGGAUGCUUGUGUUGGAUGCUGCCACCGUGUGUCUGCCUAAAUUGGUUCAGGGGACUCGGGGCCUCCCUGGCAGCUCUCAGAGACUCUAUGAAAUCUGUGUGUGCCCAGAUGGAAAGCUCUACCUGUCAGUGGCUGGAGUAGGCUCCACUUGCCAAGAAAACAGUAGUGUCUGUCAAAAAAGCACCUGAACAUGCCAUCUAAUUGUCAAGAUCUCAGUGAGCUUGACGAUUCUCAGUAAAUAAUUGCUCUGGAUUAUGAGGCUUCAGAGCUGGAAUAUGUAUUCUGCAUCUGGGACUGGAUGAAGGAAACACACACACACGAACUUUUUUAACUGAACUCAGAAAAAAACUACCAGUGAAAAUGUUUGGAUGAAACUCUGUGUUCUGGAGGUGGCAUCAAGACUUGAGUGAUGCAUUUAAGGAAAAUGAACAGAAUUUGUUUGCAACACUGAGGUGUUUAAAUUUCCAUCAGAAUGAAGACUGAAUUGUGAUGAUUUCCUUGUCCUCCCCCCAUACAUGUAAAUAUACAAUGAAAUGUUA